Megalobrama amblycephala (Wuchang bream) is the source of this 4883-nucleotide messenger RNA. Its product is annotated as NACHT, LRR and PYD domains-containing protein 12-like. The transcript has 10 exons. Bases 19 to 3597 code for a protein of 1192 amino acids. Gene Ontology annotation, molecular function: protein binding. The record is from RefSeq and is a predicted model, not a curated record. NCBI's taxonomy places the organism in Eukaryota, Metazoa, Chordata, Actinopteri, Cypriniformes, Xenocyprididae.
UUGUAUCAGUUUCUCAUCAUGGAGAAUAAAGGGAGCAGCGAGAUAGCAGCAUCUCGAAGACCCAAACAUCAUCAUGUGACCUCUGACCCCAGUAUCAGGAGUAAGAGAGCUUCAUCUCCAGAAUUCAGCUGUGUGUCUAUGAAGAGUAACGAAUCAAUAGGUCAUCCUCCUGACCUCAGUGAUGAAGCAGUGACCUCUGACCCCAGUAUCUCCAUGAGGGGGAGUCAGAGAGCUUCAUCUCCAGAACCCAGCUGUGUGUCUAUGAAGAGUAUCGAAUCAAUACAUCAACCUCCUGACCUCAGUGAUGAACCAGUGACCUCCGACCACAGUAGAGUGGAUAGAGACAGGAGCUUCUCACCAUUACAGUUCAGGCCCUCGGUCCCUCGCCUGACUAGCACCUUCACUCCCAUUAGGACGUCCCAGGAUAGACAUAAACUACUGAGUGUCAAAGACCAGCACAAAACCAGCAUGAAGAAGAAGUAUGAGAGAUUAUUUGAGGGAAUGAAACUCCAAGAGAAUGAAGCCCUCCUGAACAGGAUCUACACACAGCUCUACAUCAUAGAGGGAGAGAGUGAAGGGGUGAAUAAACAACAUGAGGUUUUACAGAUGGAGAAAACUGCCAGAACAAAAGACUCACAAGACACUCCAAUCUACUGCAACGACAUCUUUAGAGGCUCACCUGAACCAGGAAGUGAGGAGAAACAACAAAUCAAGACUGUUCUUACUAAAGGCAUCGCUGGAAUCGGAAAAACCAUCUCUGUACAGAAGUUCAUUCUGGACUGGGCUGAGGAAAAAGCCAAUCAGGAUGUAGAUUUCAUGUUUGUGCUUCCAUUUCGAGAGCUGAACUUGAUCCAAGAUCAUCAGUACAGUCUUCACAGACUCCUGCUGGACUUUCAUCCUGAACUUCAAGAUCUGGACACAAAGAUUUAUGAGGAGAGUAAAGUUGUGUUCAUCUUUGAUGGUCUGGAUGAAAGCAGAAUGACACUGAUGUUUUCAGACGCUCAGAAAGUUUCUGAUGUGACUGAGACUUCAUCAGUAGGUGUGUUGAUGUCAAAGCUCAUUAAAGGAGAGCUGCUUCCCUCUGCUCUUAUCUGGAUCACCUCCAGACCAGCAGCAGCCAAUCAGAUCCCCUCCAAAUACAUCAACCGUCUGACAGAGAUUCAGGGAUUCAAUGAGCCUCAGAAGGAGGAAUAUUUCAGGAAGAGAAUCAGUGAUGAGCAUCAAGCCAGCAGAAUCAUCUCACACAUCAGAAGAGCAAGAAGUCUCCACAUCAUGUGCCACAUACCCGUCUUCUGCUGGAUCUCAUCCACUGUUCUUCAGAAGCUCCUGAAAGAAGAUCUGAGUGCAGAAAUACCUCAAACUCUGACUGAAAUGUACAUCCACUUCCUGCUGAUUCAGAUCAACAUGAGGAAUCAGAAGUAUGAAGAGAGAUACCCAGAGAAACUGCUGCAGUCCAACAGAGAAGUGAUUGUGAAACUUGCUGAAGUGGCUUUCAAUCAGCUGAUGAAGGGCAAUGUGAUGUUCUAUGAGGAGGACCUGAGAGAGAGUGGCAUAGACGUCACUGACGCCUCAGUGUAUUCUGGGAUUUGCACUGAGAUCUUUAAGGAGGAAUCUGUGAUUCAUCAGAGGAAAAUCUACAGCUUCAUUCAUCUGAGCAUUCAGGAGUUUCUCGCUGCGUUCUAUGUGCUUUACUGCCAUUUAACAAAUAACAAGCAAACGCUGCAGUUUCUAGGUGAAAAAUAUAAACAUGACCAUGAAUAUGACUCUGAGAGUGAUUAUGACUUUGAAUAUGAUUUUGACUGUGAAUAUGGAUAUAAUAAGCACACAUCUGAUGAAGACUCUAUUUAUGAUCUUCUAACAUCAGCAGUAGAUAAAGCCCUCAAGAGUGAGAAUGGACAGCUGGAUCUGUUCCUGCGGUUCCUGCUGGGCAUCUCACUGGAGUCCAAUCAGAGACUCUUACAGGAUCUACUGACUCACACAGAGAAAAGCUCAGAGAGCAUCAGAGAAACCAUACAGUACAUUAAAGACAAGAUCAAAGAUCCAAAUGAUCAUCUCUCAUCUGACCAAUCAAUAAAUCUGUUCCUCUGUCUGCUGGAAGUCAAAGAUCAGUCUCUGUCCAGAGAGAUUCAGGAGUUUGUGAAAUUAGACAAACACUCAGAGAAGAAACUCACUCCUGCUCACUGCUCAACAAUCGCCUACAUGCUUCAGAUGUCAGAGGAAGUGCUGGAUGAGCUGAACUCCAUAAAAUACAACACAUCAGAUGAGGGUAGAAGAAGACUGAUACCAGCUGUGAUCAACUGCAGAAAAGCUCUUCUUUCUGGCUGUAAUCUCACUGUUCAGGAUUCUGAAAUACUGUCAUCAGCUCUUCAGUCCUUAAACUGUUUCCUGAGGGAGCUGGAUCUAAGUAACAAUGACCUGGAUUCAGGAGUGAAGCUGAUCUCUGAUGGACUGAAGAGUCCAAACUGUCAGCUGCAGAUACUGAGUCUCUCUGGAUGUAAUCUCACUGCUCAGCAUUGUGAAAGAGUGUCAUCAGCUCUUCAAUCCUCAAAUGGUGUCCUGAAACAGCUGGACCUGAGGAACAAUGACCUGAGGGAUUCAGGAGUGAAGUUACUCUCAGAUGGACUGAAGAGUCCGAACUGUGAGCUGCAGAUACUAAAUAUUUCUGGCUGUAAUCUCACUGGUCAGUCUUGUGAGAGUUUGUCAUCAGCUCUUCAAUCCUCACACUGUGUCUUGAGAGAGCUGGACCUGAGUAACAAUGACCUGCAGGACUCAGGAGUGAAGCUGCUUGGACUGAAGAGUCCAAACUGUGAGCUGCAGAUACUGAGGUUGUCUGGCUGCAUGGUGACAGAGGAAGGUUGUGGUUUUGUGUCUUCAGCUCUGAGUUCAAACCCCUCACACCUGAGAGAGCUGGAUCUGAGCUACAAUCACCCAGGAGAUUCAGGAGUCAAGCUGCUCUCAGACAAACUGGACCAUCCAAACUGCUCACUGCAGAGACUUGAUGUGGAUCAUGGAGGAGAGAUCAUGAUGACAGCAGGACUACGAAAGUAUGCCUGUGAUCUCACACUGGAUCCAAACACAGCAUACACUCAUCUCAUUCUGUCUGAGGAGAACAGGAAGGUGACAUAUGGGAAAGAGAAACAUUCAUAUCCUGAUCAUCCAGAGAGAUUUGAUGAGAUUCCUCAGGUUCUGUGUGGAGAGAGUCUGACUGGACGCUGUUACUGGGAGGCUGAAUGGAGCGGAGGUGCUCAUAUAUCUGUGACAUAUAAAGGAAUCAGCAGGAAAGGAGGGAGAGACGAUUGUGCGUUUGGAUUGAAUGACAAAUCCUGGAAUCUGUUCUGCUCCAAAAAAGGAUUCACUGUCUGGCACGAUAAUAACAAGACUGAUAUUCCUGCCAUUCAUUCAUCCUCUAAUAGAGCAGGAGUGUAUAUGGACGUGACAGCUGGCACUCUUUCCUUCUACAGCGUCUCUGACACACACACACUCACACACUUAAACACACUCAACACCACAUUCACUGAACCCCUCUUUGCUGGAUUUAGGGUUUUUGAUAAUUCUUCAGUGUCUCUGUGUCAGAUUAAACAACAGACACGCACUUGAAAAUCAUCUAACAUCGACAUGCACAAAAAGUCAUCAACUCUCACAUAAUAACAUUUGUAUUAUUUCAUUUUUAUUUAAUGUUUUUCAUUGUCAUCCAGAAGAACUUAAUCUAGAUCAGACACACAAACUCUUAUGUACAAAACACAGUAAUAAAGUAAUUCCAUUCUUUCAGGAGCUUCAGAGCUCAAUCUGCUGCCUUUAUUACUAAAAAAUCCUCUUUUGAAAUGAUUGUCUUUUAUCAUUUAUUAUGUCUCCACAAGCACAACAGCUUUAUAUGACAGGAGCAACACACCAGCUGUGCCUCAGCUGAAACUAAAAGAUCUCUAUUAAUGAAAGUGCUAAAGUAAAGCUAAUAUUUGUGUGUAUUUAUAAUCAAAGACUGACAGGUGUUCUGGGUCAUUUGACAAACUGAAAUGUGUGAAAUAUUUCUGAUCAUAAAGAAUCUUUCUCUGAUUACACAAAAUCAUCUGGAAGGAAGACAUCAAAUAUCAGUGGUCUGACUGCAUAGAGGUGUUUAUGUUUUACGUCUCUGCAUCAUAAUGCAGUCAGGACUCUCUGUGUCUUGCGCCCAUUUAAACAAGGUUUUGUCCAGCAAAAGCUUUUUUUAAGAGAUAUAAAUCAGGCAUUGAUGAAUAUUGCUCAUGUUAAUUCCUCAGCUGCAAAUACUGAUCACUUGUUUUAGAACAUAUGCAGAAAUUUGGUCAAAAAGUUUGUUUAUUCAAUCUUUUAGUUUUAAAGAUGGGUUUUUGGAAUGUUCGAUUACUCAAAAGAAAGAGAAGGAAAGUACUAUAAAGUUAAUUUAUGUUUCUUCAGGCAACAUAUAUACAAAUGUGAAUAUUGUGGAGCUAAGCCUUUCUUUUCUUUUGCAGAGAGACUCCACCCACACUCCCUUCUGAUUGGCUGUGAUUUGUAAUUGAUUUGAAGCUUAAAUAAAAUACAACUCUUUCUAUUUUAUUUAAAAAGUUUUUCCCUGAGAGUUUGUUUGCAAGAGCAAAAUUAUCAACUGUUCAGUGUUGAUGUUUAAUUACAUCUGUAGUCCAAUUUAGCCACUUGAUAGAAACUGCCUUCUCAAAACAAGUAAGAGCUUUAAAAAACCACAAGAGGGAAAUACUGUUGUAUUUCAUGUUGUAGAAUAAAACAUUAAAAUAUCUUGAGCUUGUGUUCAGACCUUAUUUCAGGCAUUUCACCAAAUACUCAUUGACUUCAGGACGAUGAACCGGAAGUGCUAAAAUGCUCAUUUCCAGGUGUUGGACUACAAAAAUACAUAAUCCCUACACUCUAUUAUU